GGUUGCAAACCCGCUCAAAACCGAAAAAACCAAACCAAGAACAGGGUGAGUUCCUGGUGAUAUUGUGCAUGCUGCACAGUGCCAGAGAGCGACAUGCCACCUGCCAGUUCCCCUCGUUUUCCCUUUAUUAAUAAUGAAAACCACCACGUCUGGAUGAAAGGAUGCAUGAUAAUAACCCUCAGCCAAAUUUGUCCAAGUUCUUCUCCGCAUCUGCUGCUGCUCCGUCCAGUAACGACAUGACAUGAGGGCUCCCAGAGAACUCGAAGACGUUGGCGUCCAUCAAUCGACGCAACGCAGGUACUAACAAACAAGCUUUCAUUUUGAUGCAUUUAGUUACGGGGUAGUACAUAAGCAUUUCCUUUGGAACUGUUACACAAUUUCCAAACGCGCAUCCGGCCGGAUCGGAUCGAGGAUUGGGGAACGGGGAGCAGCAGCCUAGCCCAGCAUGACUCCAUAUAGCUAGCUAGCUAGCUUUCCUCUGAUUACCAGAGCCUCUGAGGUAGCCGAUCGACCGUGCUCUCUCCUCCGGCCCCGAACUCAGUAGUAUCGCGUGCCCAACAAUUCAUCAACGAGCGGGAGCUCCAGUGCAUGGUGAUGGCCAGUUUCUCCCUGCAAGUCCUCCUAUUCUUCCUCUCUGGCUUUCGCAAACGCUACAGCUCCCGCGCGCUCAGCGUCGUGCUGUGGCUCGCCUACCUAUCGGCUGACUCCCUCGCCGUUUACAUCCUCGGCCGCCUCACCCUCCGUGGCGGCGGCGGCGGCAACCGGUUCGCCCUCUUCUGGGUGCCCUUCCUGCUUCUCCACCUAGGUGGGCAGGAGACCAUGACGGCCUUCUCCAUGGAGGACAACGCGCUGUGGAAGCGCCACCUUCUGAGCCUCGCUACCCAGGUUCCAAUGGCCAUCUAUGCCAUCGGCAAGCAACUGCAACUGCAAGGAGACGACGUCGACCGGCGGCUCGUGGCUCCCAUGGUGCUGGUGUUUGUCUCCGGGACGGCGAAAUACGCCGAGAGGAUCUGGGCACUCCGGCGAGCUGGCUCCGUGGCGCCGGGAACUGGAGCAAGUAACUCCUCCAGCUCAAAUCUUGUUGCUCGUGCGUCCAGCGACGCCUUCUGGAACACGCAGGCGUAUUACAGUCAGCUCUGCAUCGUUGUUUCAGAGAAGCAGGAGAGGAAUUCCGAGUUGAUCCUGCAUGUGGCAGCCGAGGGCUUCAAACUAAGCCUCUAUUUCUUGAUGGACAUGACCCCUUCCAUCUGCCUGUUUCCAGCAGAUAUCAACGGGAUCAAGCAGGCUGUGGAUGUGUUCAAAUCUUCAGAGAACAUUGUCCAUAUGGCAUACAAGUUGGCCGAGAUCAACCUCUCAUUGAUCUAUGACUACUUGUACACCAAGUUCGGCACCCGCCAUUUCCACAUGGUCCCAUUUUGCAUUGCCUUUCGCCGGAUCCUCGCUCUGGUCCUAAUAUCAGGUGCGCUUGGGUUGUUCGUGACCGCCAUGGCCGGCGGUCCGAAUCAGAAGGAUCACGACGACGAUGGAGCUGAUGUCAUCAUAUGCUACGUACUACUCGUCGGCGCCAUCAUACUUGAGAUAUGCUCUAUCUUCAUGUCGUUUAUCUUCUCAAGUUGGGCGUACAACACCACGUUUUCUCUCCCACUGAACUGUCCAAUGUGCCAAAGCUUCCCUGGCACAGUUGCAGCAAUGGUCAGAAUAGCCAGGAAUCUGCAUCCGGAAAGCAGAGGCGAGUGGUCGGCAAGUAUGGCGCAGUACAGCAUAAUCCGGGACUGCAUCAAGGAGAAACAAGAAUCCGGCCUGUUACGACGGACGAUGCGUUGGGUCGGCAUCGAUCAGCGUGCCGUGAAUCAUGUCGGCGUCUCUCCGGUGAUGAAGAAGCUGGUCCUAGGCAAAUUGCUCGAGAUAGCGGCCACUCCACGCGUGCAGGAAUGGGACAUUGGAGUCGGCAAGUUCAGUGGCCAGUGGGCAAACUGGGCCGUUGAGGCAAUGCAAGAUCGUCAUCAGCAGAGUGCAGCUCGCCAGGUGCUUCAGGUCAGCAACAUCAAAGGUUUGGAGUUCGUCUCAAGUGCUCUUCUUUGGCACAUUGUCACGGAUAUAAGCUUGCUCGCAGUCGCAGCUCAUGACGAUGUUGAUGAUGUACACAGCGUUAACUCCAUUCAGGAUCCGGAGGAGCAUUUACAAGGUGUUUCCUCUCUGCAUGAGAAUGGCAAUGUAGGCGGCAGUUCAGAUCACGGCGGCUCUCCACAGCAUGAUCAUGAGAAUGGAGACGGCAAUUCCAUUCAGGAAGUGCGUUCAGAUCACGGCGGCUCUCCACAGCAAGAUCAUGAGAAUGGAGACGGCAAUUCCAUUCAAGAAGUGCGUUCAGAUCACGGCGGCUCUCCACAGCAUGAUCAUGAGAAUGGAGACGGCAAUUCCAUUCAGGAAGUGCAUUUAGAUGGCAGCUCUUCACACCAUGACCAUGAGAAUGCAAAUGUAGACGGCGGCGACAGCAGUUUUUGUCACGGUAAGGAUGAAGACGACGACGGCAGCAUCUCUGCGUUGAGAGGCGCUGCCAGAGAGCUGUCAGAUUACAUCAUGUACCUCGUUGCAGACUGCGGCGCCAUGGCCGGCAGUGAAGGGCACUACGCGGUCAUUAAGGGCAAGCGGGAGAUGUCGAACUGGCUGCUUGAGCAGACGACGACGACGACGACGACGGCGGCUACUGGAGCAGCGUGUGAUCGGAGAACGGUGCUUGAGGAGAUCCGCGACAAACCUAGCUCUUUCUUCCACGAAGACUACUACCCCGUGCUGGAUCGAGCUCGCCGGGUUGCCUCCGACUUGCUUCGGAUCGCAGAAGCAGGGGAACGUUGGAAGCUGAUUGCUGCCGUAUGGUUAGAGAUGCUUUGUUACAUUGCAUACAACUGUGGAGCCGCGUUCCACGCCAAGCAUCUAACCACCGGUGGUGAGUUCGUCACUCAUGUCAAGAUGAUCCUGUUUAUGCUAGGUGUGCCUUUUCUUAGGGAUGUCAAGGAACCCUUGCUAUCUAAAGCCGGGGACAUAUAUUCAUAACAUGCUCCUCUUUAUUUUGGCAGCAGACUUGCUAUAAUCUUUGAUAAAUACUGGAAAGAAUUAGGGCCUACUCACCGCACUCAACCAUUGCUAAGACUUUCCAAUACGUAUGACACCUCAAUUAAUAUUCAUGCAUGGUUGUGUUCAGCAGUUAUUCUUUCCAAAGGCUUUGGCCUUGUUUACUUCCACCUAAAAACUCAAAUUUUUUUCAAGAUUCUCCGUCACAUCGAA
Molecule: messenger RNA, 3282 nt
Organism: Sorghum bicolor (sorghum)
Lineage: Eukaryota; Viridiplantae; Streptophyta; Magnoliopsida; Poales; Poaceae
Exons: 2
Coding region: 589-3051 (820 amino acids)
Source: RefSeq, a predicted model, not a curated record